This is a messenger RNA of Eruca vesicaria subsp. sativa (arugula), 1315 nucleotides long. NCBI's taxonomy places the organism in Eukaryota, Viridiplantae, Streptophyta, Magnoliopsida, Brassicales, Brassicaceae. The record is from the annotation of a GenBank genome assembly.
GCCUUCUUUCAUCAUUCUCUUUAUAUCAUUACUUCACUCAUUAUAUAUAUAUCUCUAUGAUUUCAUAGUCAUCUCGUUAUUACAUUCCUUUUCACACAAACAAAACAAAAACAAAAAAACAAAUUUCUCCCUCUUCUAAAUGGCUAGCAACGGUGAUUCAAUCUCAACCCUUCAUCCAGACAUCAUCCAAACCCAAAUCUUGACCCGACUCGACGGUCCAACGCUUACCUCCACCGCAUCAACAUCCUCUUAUCUCCAAUCUCUCUGCACAGAACAGAAGCUCUGGCAAGAACUCUCCACAGCUACGUGGCCUUCUAUCAACGAUCCACGUGUUGUUAAAGCCAUCUCCUCCUUCCCUUCUGGUUACCGCUCCUUCUUCGCUGACUCCUACCCGUUCAGUGAAUACACUUGGCCGUCGGAAAAAGACGAUCCACCGACCACUGGAUUAAUCUCAGCCGUUGACUUGUAUUACCAAGGAGACUUAAUCUACUCAAGGGUUCAAGAGAUGGAAACAGAGAGUGGUAAAGGUGGAUGGUUUUUGUCGACUCCGUUUCGGGUCGAUAUGCUCGGCCCGAAGGAGUCGAUAAAGACCCGGAUUCGAUAUCCGGGUGGGGACUACGAAGCGUGGGUGAGAGAUAUGGAGGAAGAUAUGAAGCUUAACUGGAUACUGAUCGAUCCGGUAAAGAAACGUGCGGCGAACAUAUCGAGCAGGGACGCAGUUUCGGCGAGCCGGAACUGGUUGACCGGAGAUUUAGAGGUUAGAUUUUCGACGGUGGUGAUGGGGAAGAGUGUGGCGGAGGUGGCGACGGUUGUGUCGUGUGGAUCGGCGGAGACGUGGAAAGAAGUGGACGAAGAAGUGGGAGGAGAAGUGGACGUGAGGGAGGUGAGGUUGCAAGUAGAGGACAUAGAAGGAAAGUGUUUGAAAGGGAGGGAAAGUGUGGGGAUAUUACAAGGGUUGUUGGAAGGUAAGAGAAGUUGUAAAGAUGGGUGUGGUGAAGAGAGAAGAGGUAAAGGAAGGUACGAGGGAUACGUGGAGUUGAAGACACAGUGGAGAAAGGAAAAAAAGAGGAGAGAAAAAACUCAAGACACGAUCUGUAUGAUUUUUGGGCUCUCUUUGUUUGUGCUUUUGUGGAGUUUUAUUUUGUUAAGGUAAAAAUGUUAAAAGGUGAAACACAAGAGUUAUGGUAAUACAAUACACACACGUCUUUCGUUAUCAAUGUUGUUUUUUCUUUGUAAUGAAUGAAAAUUCACUAAUUUCUUUGGAAGGGAUAUGUCCAAUUUGGAGACAUUUACAUGGCACACGUUCCAUAAGUGA